Molecule: messenger RNA, 2091 nt
Organism: Neurospora tetraspora
Lineage: Eukaryota; Fungi; Ascomycota; Sordariomycetes; Sordariales; Sordariaceae
Exons: 4
Coding region: 117-1958 (613 amino acids)
Source: RefSeq, a predicted model, not a curated record
CACCAACCUCACUCUGGUUGAAUGUGCCAAUCUUCAUCCCAUCUUGACACUCUGACCUCAUCAUAACGACUACCCGGAUCCAAGUACAGACUGAAGACUAGACGGAUUUUGACCAGAUGAAGUCCGUUACUACAAGGCCGCUGCUUGCAGCGCUGGCUGGCGCCGCAGUUUUGGGACUGCUCGUUCCGACCGCCCUUGCGCACGGCGGUGGUGAGGGCGGCCAUGGUGGCCACGGGGGCAUGGAAAUGACUGAUGCCGACAAGCCCCGGCCGGAGGAAGAGUACCCUCUCACAUACUUUGCCCAUCCCGAUCACAAGACCGCCAUCUACGCACACAUCGCCCUGAUGGUCCUUGCCUGGGUUUUCAUGCUCCCAGUUGGUGUCAUGCUCUCUAUUGCCCGUUCGCGGUAUAGGCUCCUGGCCCAAUUCGCUUUUCUCGUUACCAAUGUCGGCGGCAUGCUCGUUGGUAUCGUCUACAACGCCAGCACGCCGGAUCUGUAUCCUAACAAUGCCCACCACAAGCUCGGAUGGGUUGUCACCUGGCUCGUUGGGGCCCAGUUCGUCAUUGGUCUUUUGGCGAGCGUUGCAGGCGUGUUCAAGAAGAAGCAAUCAGACGGUAGCAGCAGGGAGCGCCAGGGUUUCAUGCCCGUUUCGACCCAGGCCAUGGAGGAGCAUAACAGCCACAUCAAGCCCGCCGAUAACGACGACUACCGAUUCUCCAACGACAGUGGCCAGGGAACUGAGCCUUCCAGCGAUGCUCUGCGGAGUUCCUCCCGUUCGUCUAGCCCCGGUGACGUUUCCCGGCAGCCACUCGCUCUUCACGAUGUCGACCUGCAUACCAAGGAGUAUGAUGACGGCGAUGACUCCUACGAUGUCGACUCCCACAGCGGCAGCGAGCCUCUUGGACCCAUGCUUCCUGCUUCCGGCAAGGCCGUCUCCACCAUUCAGAAGAUUGCCGGCAAGAUUUCUGAGAGAUUCUGGAAGGUUUUGAUCCUUGCUUACAACGUGGUCGACCGGGCCAUCUUGCCCCUGGGUUUCGUUGCGUUGUGCACAGGUAUCGUGACCUAUGGUCGUUUCUUUGAGGGCGCCGGUAUUUUCAAUGGUCUUGCUCACUGGAUCAAGGGCGGCAUCUUCUUCUGGUUGGGUAUUUUUACGCUCGGACGUUGGGCCGGCUGCUUCGGGGAAGUUGGUUGGGCUUGGAACGUGCGCCCCAAGCAGACCGGCCAGAAAUGGCGACCCUCUGCCGAGUUUGUCGAGAGUGCCUUGAUUUUCACCUACGGCGCCACCAACAUCUUCUUGGAGCAUCUCGGCCACUGGGGCGGCGCAUGGUCGGCUUCGGAUCUCGAGCACUUCUCCAUCACUGUUCUCUUCAUCGGCGGUGGCCUGUGCGGCAUGCUCAUCGAAUCGGUUCGCAUCCGCGACUUGCUCAACACCACCGUCACCGACGCCGCCGGCGUCUCCGAGGAACCCCGCCAGCAGCACCACUUCCAUGACGUGGAAGUCGAGGACUCCGACCGCCGCGAGCCCGAAACCUACUCCUUCAGCAUAAACCCCAUCCCGGCCCUGGUCAUCCUCCUCUUGGGAAUCAUGAUGUCCUCGCACACGCAGGACAGCAUGAUCUCCAGCAUGGUGCACAAGCAGUGGGGCAACCUGCUUACCGGCGCCUCCUUCGCGCGCGGUUUUACUUAUGUAAUCACCUACCUCAAGCCCCCGCGCUCCGUGUACCCUUCGCGCCCGCCGACGGAGCUCCUCGCGGCUUUCGGUUUGAUUAGUGGCGGCAUCAUCUUCAUGGCCAGCGCGAGCGACACCGUCAGCGGCAUGAUCCACUACCAGCUCGAUGCCAUGUUCAUGUACACCGUUACUAUGGGCUUGGUUGGGCUGCUGAUGGCGUGGGUGAUUUUGUGUAUUGCGCUCAAGGGCUGGGCUGUUCGCAAGGAGACGGGGCGGUAUCGCAAAUGAAAGGGGUUCGUUCGGGCUUGUUUCAUGCGACACAAAUUCUCUUCUUCUGAGAACACCGCCCGCGCACUCCGCUUCGAUGCGGUGCGAUAUACAGCCUUGCCAGUAGGGUGACUUGGUCGGACCAUUGGGACCU